Molecule: messenger RNA, 1677 nt
Organism: Cricetulus griseus (Chinese hamster)
Lineage: Eukaryota; Metazoa; Chordata; Mammalia; Rodentia; Cricetidae
Source: RefSeq, a predicted model, not a curated record
GAUGUGGUGCCAUAAGUUGUUGCACCUACAAAGCAGUCUCCAGAAGCUGAUGAAGAGAGGAUACAUAGGUCAAGCUCUUCAUCUGUCCAACUUUAAAAGUUUAUUUUCAUUAUCCAUCCAUUGGUGCCAUACAGCUUCCAAGUGUGUGAAUUGUACUUGGCACCAACAUGAAGAUCAUUUGGAAAUACAAUAUGCUAGCAUUGUGAUGCGAUUUGAUUAUGUCUGGCUUCGAGACCACUGCCGCUCAGCAUCAUGCUAUAAUUCUAAGACUCACCAGAGGAGCCUAGACACUGCCAGUGUGGAUUUAUGUAUCAAGCCGAAGACCAUUCGUCUGGAUGAAACCACACUCUUUUUUACUUGGCCAGAUGGUCAUGUGACUAGAUAUGAUCUGGAUUGGCUGGUGAAAAAUAGCUAUGAAGGGCAAAAACAAAAGGUUAUCCAACCUAGAAUAUUAUGGAAUGCUAAACUCUACCAGCAAGCCCAAGUUCCGUCUGUUGAUUUCCAGAAUUUCUUAAAAACAAAUGAUGAACUGAAGAAGUUUCUGCAGAACUUUCUGCUAUAUGGAAUUGCAUUUGUAGAAAAUGUCCCUCCCACUCGAGAGCACACAGAGAAGCUGGCAGAAAGGAUCAGUUUAAUCAGAGAAACCAUCUAUGGAAGGAUGUGGUAUUUCACUUCAGAUUUUUCUAGAGGUGACACUGCAUACACCAAGCUGGCUCUAGAUCGGCACACUGACUCUACCUUCUUUCAAGAGCCCUUUAGCAUUCAAGUAUUUCAUUGUCUUAAGCAUGAAGGAACGGGUGGCAAAACACUGUUAGUGGAUGGAUUCUAUGCAGCACAACAAGUACUUCAAAAAGCACCCGAGGAAUUUGAACUCCUCAGCAAAGUACCAUUAAAGCAUGAAUAUAUUGAAAAUGUUGGAGAAUGUCAUAACCACAUGAUUGGGGUUGGACCAGUCUUAAAUAUUUACCCAUGGAAUAAAGAACUCUAUUUGAUCAGGUACAACAACUACGACCGGGCUGUCAUCAACACAGUGCCUUAUGAUGUUGUCCAUCGUUGGUAUAUAGCACACCGAACCCUAACAACUGAAUUGAGAAAGCCUGAGAAUGAGCUUUGGGUCAAACUGAAGCCUGGAAAAGUACUAUUUAUAGACAAUUGGCGAGUCCUUCAUGGAAGGGAAUCAUUCACUGGCUACCGCCAACUCUGUGGCUGCUAUUUAACAAGAGAUGAUGUAUUGAACACUGCUCGUCUCUUGGGGCUUCGUGCUUAAAAUUGAAAGCACUGGGAUUAUGAGUGAACUUGGAACCCUGCUACCAGAAUUUUGUAUCAAGAGAACAAUAUUGUGUCAAAAAUUGUUUCACUGUGUCUCCUGCACAUUCCAAAAAAAACAGAAGCUUUUCCUUAUUUUACUAGGAAAAAGCUGUUAAAGAAAGGGGGCUUCUGAAUUAUCUAAUGUCAGCCAUCUUGUAAGGUAGCUAUCUUCCCAAGUUACUGUUUUCCUAAACUUUUUGAUAUAAUUAUAAUCACUAUACUUAAGAAAUGUACUCUCCAUAUUAUAAGGAAACCAAUAAUGUCAUGUGAUUUGUCUUCAGUUAAAUCAGAAUGCAAUGUAUUCUAGAAAUGACAAAAUAUUGAUAAAGCAACAUUUAUAAAACAUUAUCUUUUAAUUCAUUUGACUAA